Molecule: messenger RNA, 1746 nt
Organism: Malania oleifera
Lineage: Eukaryota; Viridiplantae; Streptophyta; Magnoliopsida; Santalales; Ximeniaceae
Product: probable leucine-rich repeat receptor-like protein kinase At1g35710
Exons: 3
Coding region: 1-1746 (581 amino acids)
Molecular function (GO): protein binding
Source: RefSeq, a predicted model, not a curated record
AUGGCCCUAGCCAGGGUUUUCGCUUUGAUGCUGAGUGAUGCUGAGGCGGUCGGCGAUGUGGUGACAGUCACCACUACUUCUGUAACAAACGCUUUGGUGGAAUGGAAGACAAGCCUUGACAACCACAGCCAAUCUAUUUUGUCCUCUUGGGUUGGAACCGACCCUUGCAAUCGAUGGAUUGGAAUUGGGCGUCACAAGUCCAUUAGGGGCAUUGCAUAUGUAAACCUCACAAGCCUUGCUUUGAGAGGUACGCUCCAUAGUUUUAAUUUCUCGUCCUUCCAACACCUCGAAAAGCUUGAUCUUAGCAACAACAUCCUCUUCGUAAACAUUCCCUCCAAUCUAGGAAUGCUCAAGUCUCUCAAUGCCCUUGAUUUGUCAGUUAACAACCUCACAGGAUCAAUCCCAACUACUAUAGGAGACUUGAGCAACUUGACCACCCUGUGCCUUCAUCACAACAUGCUUUCUGGAUCUAUUCCUCGAGAGAUAGGAAUGCUUAAGUCUCUCAAUGACCUUCAAUUAUCAGGUCACAACCUCACAGGGUCAAUCCCAACUACUAUAGGAGACUUGGGCAACUUGACCACCUUGUACCUUUAUGACAACAUGCUUUUUGGAUCUAUUCCUCGAGAGAUGGGAAUGCUUAAGUCUCUCAAUGGCCUUGUUUUGUCAGGUAACAACCUCACAGGGCUGAUCCCAACUACUAUAGGAGACUUGGGCAACUUGAUCACCUUGUACCUUGAUAAUAACAUGCUUUCUGGAUCUAUUCCUCGAGAGAUAGGAAUGCUUAAGUCUCUUAUUUUUCUUGCAUUGUCAUAUAACAAUCUCACGGGUUCAAUUCCAGGUUCGAUAAGAAAUUUAAAAAACUUGACCACUUUGUACCUUGGGGUAAACGAACUUACUGGAUCUAUUCCUCGAGAGAUAGGAAUGCUUAAGUCUCUCAAUGACCUUGACUUGUCAAUUAACAACCUCACAGGGCCAAUCCCAACUACUAUAGGAGACUUGGCCAACUUGACCACCCUGUACCUUCGUCAUAACAUGCUUUCUAGAUAUAUUCCUCGAGAGAUAGGAAUGCUUAAGUCUCUCAAUAGCCUUUCAUUGUCAGGUAACAACCUCAUAGGGCCAAUCCCAACUACUAUAGAAGACUUGGGCAACUUGACCACCUUGUACCUUCAUCAUAACAUGCUUUCUGGAUCUAUUCCUCGAGAGAUAGGAAUACUUACGUCUCUCAAUUACCUUGCAUUGUCAAGUAACAACCUAACAGGAACCAUUCCACUCACAAUUGGAAAUUUUACUAAGCUCACCACCCUAGCACUCCAUGGAAAUCUAUUUUCAGGCCUACUCCCUCCAGAAAUAGGGAAAUUGAAGUCUCUUCGAGACUUAUGCUUGUUUUCAAACAAAUUUUAUGGCUCCAUUCCUCAAGAGAUGAAUAAUCUUACACAUUUGAGGCUUCUGGCUUUAUCUGAUAACAAAUUUAUCAACCAUUUUCCAGACAAUACAUGCCUUGGGGGUUUGCUUGAGAAGGAUUGUGGCUGUGGGCGUGACGGAGGGACGCCGAAGACGAUGGCUGGACUCAUCUUCUGGUCUUUGAGAGAGAAGGUGGUCUACAGAGAAGCUGGAGGUCAGGGCUGGGCUGUGAUAGUCUGCUGUGCUCGUUGGGUUCUGAGGGAGUUUGCCAGAGUUGCAGCAAAGAAGGUGGCCGGAACAGAGGGUGGAGAUGUCCUCGGAUUUCUGGUGCCGUGGAUGUAUUGA